AAUCUCCGGGAAGAUUUCUUGAACUGACGUAACAUCAAGGCGGCUUUGAAACCACAUCGCUGAAUCCGCGCGCCAGUUAAAAUCCGGCCGCGUACGGAGAAACAACCGAAGAACCGGAGGUGAAGCACAAGCUAAAUAAAGCUUCACGAUCGUUUUGAAGAUGACAAAAAAUAGUUUAACGCACGUUUGAUACAGUUCGCAGUUCGUACUUACCGGACAAAAAUGAAGCUUUGUUGAUACCGAUGCGGGACUUUAAUAUAAAGUUAACAUGUAAACUGUUCACAAUGAAACGGAAGUUUUGGAUGGUAGUGAUUUUUAGUUUUCUUGCUUUGGAUAUUGGCGAAGCUAUCAGAUGGCUCUCCCUCCAACACUCUCAUCUUCAUUGGAACUUGACCGCCUGGUCGCUCCAAAACAGUCCUGGAGGCAGAGGCGUACGUUCGGGGGACCGAUCACCCUGCGCGGUGGCCCGGCGCAGAUACGGACUUGCCAGAGCGCAGGCGCGACUCUGCCGAACGGCACCAGAUGCGAUGCCUCACGUCCAGCAAGCGGCACGACUCGCUGUCGACACAUGCCAGCAGGUCUUUGGGAACAGGAGAUGGAACUGCUCCAGUGUUGCCAGUGCGCCGUAUCUUACGCCGGAUCUUACCAGAGCAACAAGAGAACAAGCUUACGUGUACGCCAUCUCAUCGGCAGCGGUAGUUUGGGCCGUGGCAAGAGCAUGUUCUUCAGGAGCUCUACACCAAUGCACCUGUGCCCCAAGACCGUCCAAGUCUCCAGCACCUACGCAGAAAUUCCAAUGGGGCGGAUGUGGGGAUAACAUCAAAUGGGGAUCACACUUCUCCAAAAGGUUCAUAGAUGCUGUAGAAAAGUCUACGCUAGAAAAAAACAAAAAAUCGAGGAGAGAUGAAAUAAGUGAAUCUGAACGAAUUCUGAGGAGUUACAUGGCACUUGUAAACUUACACAAUAACAAGGUCGGAAGAAAAAUAAUGUCUGAAAGCCUUCGAACCCAAUGUAAGUGUCACGGGGUCUCAGGUUCUUGCAACAUAAAAACAUGUUGGAGAGCUUUGCCUUCUAUGACCGAGAUAGGAAUGAAGAUGCUUCAAAAAUACACAAAUGCCAUCGAAGUGAAGAGGGGAUUUUUGGAAAAAAUCAGCUCGGAAGAAAAAAAGAAGAAGAGAAAUUCUAGCGCACAAUUAGUGUAUAUUUCGAAAUCUCCUGAUUAUUGUACCAAAGAUGAGAAGUUGGGAAGUUUCGGCACAGUUGGCAGGACACUGCAAUGUAUCAUCAAAUGGUCCAGACAGCUGUCGCCAACUUUGCUGCGGAAGAGGUUAUAGAACAGUGGUGGACGAGAAGAUAGAACGCUGCCAAUGCAAAUUCUAUAACUGCUGUUACGUCAAAUGCAAGAUUUGUAGAACUCUGACGCAAGUCUAUGAAUGUUUGUAAAAUU
Molecule: messenger RNA, 1447 nt
Organism: Acanthoscelides obtectus
Lineage: Eukaryota; Metazoa; Arthropoda; Insecta; Coleoptera; Chrysomelidae
Source: the annotation of a GenBank genome assembly